This is a messenger RNA of Penicillium brasilianum, 1459 nucleotides long. NCBI's taxonomy places the organism in Eukaryota, Fungi, Ascomycota, Eurotiomycetes, Eurotiales, Aspergillaceae. The record is from the annotation of a GenBank genome assembly.
CCUGAAUCCCCACUCCACCAUAUUUCCCCGAAGCCUGGACCCUUGAUCGGCGUCCCAAUUAGGAAUAAGAGACAACCAUUCUGUCGAAGAUACUCCCGUUAGCUCCGUGUCAACUCCGUCUCUGCCCCUCCUCCUGUUCCGGACAUUAGCUUAGCUACCCCGCAUCGAUUAUUCCCGUGAAGGUGGUGCUACAGGAUGCAGUUACAUUAGGUUCCUAUUUCGCCGAAAACCCGAUUCUUGAUUUUCUCCUUAAAUUGCAUCAUUCCUGCUCCAGAUUUGUCGUCUAUUUAUUUAUCUCCACGCCUUCCUCCUCUUCCUCUCCAUCCCCCGCGACAUUGAAUCCAUUACAAUCUCGCUCAAAAUGUCCGAAGGUCUUCCUGAAAUGCAGUACCGGAAUCUGGGCCGGACGGGUCUAAAGGUGUCCGUCAUCUCGCUCGGAAGCUGGCUCACCUACGGUGGCCAUGUGGGAAAUGAGACUUCUUUUGAUUGUUUAAAGGCCGCAUAUGACGCCGGCGUCAACUUCUUCGACACCGCCGAGGUAUACUCUGGUGGACAAUCCGAAAUUGUGCUCGGUGAAGCUAUUAAGAAGUUUGGUUGGAAGCAAAAUGACCUGGUUAUUUCCACCAAGAUCUACUGGGGCAAAGCAAACAGUGCCAACCCUGAUAAGCCUCUCAACAACAAUGGCCUCUCACGAAAGCACAUCAUCGAGGGCAUGAACCUGUCUCUUAAGCGUCUGGACCUUCCUUAUGUUGAUAUUGUUUAUGCCCACCGUCCAGACCGUGACACGCCCAUGGAAGAGAUUGUGCGCGCUUUCAACUAUCUCAUUAACAAUGGCAAGGCCUUCUACUGGGGUACCUCUGAGUGGUCUGCCAGCGAAAUCUCCGAUGCCUGGCGCAUCGCCGAUAGACUCGGUCUCAUUGGCCCAGUAGUCGAACAGCCCCAGUACAACUUGCUUGCGCGCGAUCGUGUCGAAAAGGAGUACCGCUGGCUGUACGAGGCUCAUGGUCUAGGCUUGACCAUUUUCUCGCCUCUCAAGGGCGGUGUUCUGACCGGAAAGUACAACGAUACUACUACCCCGCCUCCAGGAUCACGCCUGGCCGAGUCCGAGGAUGGCUACAUUAAGGGUCUUCGCAAGACUGUUGGUGACGAUACGUGGACGAAGCAGUUGCAGCAGGUUGCUGCGUUGAAGCCUAUUGCGGAGGAGUUGGGUAUUACGACCGCUCAGCUGUCUCUAGCUUGGAUUCUGAAGAACCCCAACAUCUCGUCUAUGAUUACCGGUGCCUCUCGUGUUGAGCAAGUGUAUGAGAAUCUGCGUGCGCUUGCUGUGGCGGAUAAGUUGACGGAUGAGGUAAUUGAGAAGAUCGAGGCUGCGAUCGCUAACAAGCCUGCUGAGGAGAUCAGGAGAUUCUAAAUUUAUUCGGUAGCUUAGAAAAGAAUGCAGUCCUUGUUAGAGUCCGUC